Messenger RNA from Macadamia integrifolia, 2311 nucleotides. RefSeq lists its product as uncharacterized. Gene Ontology annotation, biological process: base-excision repair, AP site formation. Gene Ontology annotation, cellular component: nucleus. Gene Ontology annotation, molecular function: 8-oxo-7,8-dihydroguanine DNA N-glycosylase activity. The record is from RefSeq and is a predicted model, not a curated record. The coding region runs from base 1273 to 1842 and encodes 189 amino acids. Lineage: Eukaryota; Viridiplantae; Streptophyta; Magnoliopsida; Proteales; Proteaceae. The transcript has 3 exons.
UCAUCUUCUAAUUCUUCUUCUCCUCUCUUCUCUCCCACAGAUAAAACCCAAACCCCUCGCAGAGGCUGUAGGGUGGAAGAGGGUUUGUUGGGGUGCUGUAGCUGUCUCCGAUACCACUUUCUUCCUCCUGAAUCGCUUGUUUUUCUCUCUCUGUGAGUGCUAUUAGGUUUUGUGUUCUUCUAUGCGUCUUGUUUGCUUAGUUUUCUUUUAAUUCUUAAAAGCUUUACUAUUGAGGAAGAAGAAUCACAUUCUCUCGUUAUUUUAGUUUCCUGCAGUGAUUGCGUUAGUUGAAUCUGUGAAGUUCGACUAGUGUGUGAGUCAGUUCUAAAAAUGUCGUUUUUUGAGUGAUGGGCUUGUUGCUAUUUUCCUUCUUGUUGAGAUUUUUAUCCUCGGUUGUAGGUGAAGAUUUCACCUCAGAUCAUGUUCACAGAAGGCCUAGAUAGUAAUGCCAUUAGAUGGAUUAGAGUUGUAAGCCUAAGGUGUUCUUUUUCGCUUGGGUUGCAGAGUGGGGGGCGGUGAAGGGAAUCUUAGUUUGUUCUACUGGUUUUUGGAGUUGUUAAUAAGUGAAAGUUGAAUUUAGGGUGCUGGGGCGAAGCAGAGGGAAGUUCCAUUUACCAUUCCCAAUCAGAUGUCACAAUUCGAUCCUGCUGUCAACAACAUGAGGAAAGGAGGCCGGGGAUUUGGUCUGCCUCCCCGUCGAAGUUCAGAAGCGGACAUUUACCGUCGGUAGUGUUCAAUUUCGGUGCCUCCGUUCUAAGUUGUCAGCGACUGUGUUCUGAUUUUUGGGAGACCUUAAGGAUGGAAGAGAAGCAAGCACGGGAUUUGGGUUUGAUCUGAGGGAGAAGGUAGAGAGUCCAAUUAUGUCUAUCGGGUAAGGGUUAGCUCCUCCCAGAUGGGUGGUUUUUUUUUGGGGAAGUAGCACAACGCAAGGAGAGGAGCCAGAUCCCCUGAAACCCUCCUUUUGCCUGCAAUUUUUUUUUUUUUUAUUAUUAUUAUUUAUUUUUUUUUUUUUUUUAUGCCUUCUUCUAUGCCAUGCUUCCCAGAAGAGGCUGUUUUUAGGUUUUGAAUGACCAACAGGUUGCAAUAGUGCAACUUAACCGUUGUGCCACAUGUUCGCCCGCUAAUGUUUGAACUAUAUAUGUGAACAUUUUUUUAUAUUGUUUUUGCAAAAUAUAUAACACACAUUAUGCUGUAACAUCUUCCUUUCCUUCUCUUGCUCAUCAAGCAUUGUAAUUACAACAGUUGUUACUGAAGCGUGAUUAGAAGCUAGUAAUGGAACAUAAUCCAAUGAGGACCAAAGACAAAAAAGAAGAGGAGAUGGGACAACAUGUAAAAGAUGUCAUUAAGGAGAAGGAGAAGAAUGAGGAGGAGGCAGUACCAAGUAUGGUGAUAUAUCUCCCGCUUGAGGACUCGGCAUUGAGCUUCAAUCUUGAAAAGGCUGUGUGCAACCAUGGUUUCUUUAUGAUGACACCAAAUCAGUGGAUACCAUCUAUCAAGACCCUACAACGACCUUUGUACCUAGCUGACUCCACUACCUCAGUCGUUGUCCAAAUUUCACAUCCCAAGAAGAAUGAUCAUCUUCAUGUCCUUGUUCUAGGAACAAACUUCCUCUCCCCACAAGACCAAAAGGUGUUGUUGACACAAAUAGCUCGAAUGUUAAAGAUAUCAAAGAAAGAUGAAAGGAAGAUGCAAAAAUUUCAUGAGAUCCAUUCCAAAGCCAAGAAGAAAAGGUUUGGCCGUCUUUUUCGGUCGCCCACUCUUUUUGAAGACAUGGUGAAAACAAUCCUUCUUUGUACUGGCGGGUGGGCUAGGAGUUUAGAUAUGUCUAAAGCAUUUUGUUAACUUUCAUUGCCACCAAAAGGUACCUCAAUUAAUACAAAUCCGAAAGGUGAAGAAUCCAUCUCAAAGAUGUCUGAAGGGAGGGGACUGAAAAGAAAAAAUAUAAAUAAUGAAGUCAUUGACAUUAACAAUCAUCUACAGCAGGCUUCCCAUCCUAACUUGUUGGAAGAGAUAAAGACCAUACCGAAACUUCCCUAGCUCAAAAGAUUUAGCUAACCUUAAUGCAGAAAUUCUAAGAGAAGACUGCAAAGUUGGCUAUAGAGCUAGCUACAUUUUACGACUUGCCAAAGCAUUUGAGGAUGGUAAAAUCAAGCUGGGAGAGCACAAUGAUGAAGACGAUUAUGAUACAUUGUGCAAAGAGUUGAAACGCUUAAAGGGUUUCGGGCCAUUUGCAUCUGCCACUGUGCAGAUGUACUUAGGAUUAUAUAAAGAUAUUCCAAUUGGUUCAGACACUAUAAGGCUUUUGCGAGAG